CGCCCUCUAGUGUCUACUGUGAAUAACAACCAGUUGACACUGUUCAACAUCAGUGAAGAUGGCGGAGGGGGAAUUGAACGUGGAUAGCCUCAUCUCUCGUCUUCUGGAGGUGCGAGGAUGUCGUCCGGGGAAGAUAGUCCAGAUGACUGAGGCAGAGGUACGUGGCCUUUGCAUCAAAUCCAGGGAGAUCUUCCUCAGCCAGCCAAUCCUGCUGGAGCUCGAGGCUCCUCUGAAGAUUUGUGGUGACAUCCAUGGGCAGUACACUGAUCUGCUGAGGCUGUUUGAGUAUGGAGGCUUCCCUCCUGAAGCAAACUAUCUCUUCCUGGGUGAUUAUGUGGACAGAGGGAAGCAGUCCUUGGAAACAAUCUGCCUUUUGCUUGCCUACAAGAUCAAAUACCCAGAGAACUUUUUCCUGCUAAGAGGAAACCACGAGUGUGCUUCCAUCAACCGCAUCUAUGGAUUCUAUGACGAGUGCAAGCGCAGAUUCAACAUUAAGUUAUGGAAGACCUUCACAGACUGCUUUAACUGCCUCCCCAUUGCAGCCAUCAUUGAUGAGAAGAUAUUCUGCUGCCAUGGAGGGCUUUCACCUGACUUGCAGUCAAUGGAGCAGAUCCGCAGGAUCAUGAGGCCAACAGAUGUGCCAGACACAGGCCUCCUGUGUGACCUGCUGUGGUCGGAUCCUGAUAAGGACGUGCAAGGCUGGGGAGAAAAUGACCGUGGAGUCUCCUUCACCUUUGGGGCUGAUGUGGUCAGCAAGUUCCUAAACCGCCACGACCUGGACCUCAUCUGCAGAGCCCACCAGGUUGUGGAGGAUGGAUACGAGUUCUUUGCCAAACGCCAACUGGUCACACUUUUCUCGGCUCCAAACUACUGCGGGGAGUUUGAUAAUGCAGGCGGCAUGAUGAGUGUGGAUGAGUCUCUCAUGUGCUCCUUCCAGAUCCUAAAGCCCUCAGAGAAGAAGGCAAAGUACCAGUACGGUGGGGUCAAUUCUGGUCGGCCUGUGACCCCACCGCGCACCACCCAAGCUCCCAAAAAGAGGUGAACACCCAGCUGUGGCUUUUCUCCCCACUCCUCGUCAUUUUUAUCCAUUCCAGAUAACCUAAUAACGCCCCUUGAAGAAAGAACAUCAGGGCUUAUCUGAUUGUCCAAAUCCUACUCCUCUCAGCCAGCCUCUCGUCAAAACCACUGACAGCUUUUUUCUUAAUGUGGAUGUGUAUAUAAACUUGCUGUGAUUUAUCUGUUAGGGUUUUUUGCCUUUAUGUUAAGAUUUUUUUUUUUUUUUUUUUUGAUAAAAUGAUUAAAAGUUAACCUAGUUGUGGUUUAAUGCUUAUGCUACUUGAGGUUAUCUGGGAGUCUCUGCUGUGUAAGGAAAGGUUUUGUUUUCCGUCUGAGUGAGAUGACAAGGUUAACAUAAAAGACACAUUUUUUUGGUCUUCGUGAAAACUAAAUGAAGAUUUGACAUUCUUUUACUUUAACCUUUAAGAGGGAAAAAAAAAAGAUUCAUCUUGUGUGUUUUAAUCGGGUCUGCAUAUAAGCUGCAGCUCCAAACCAACAGACGAAAAAAGAAAAAGAAAAAAAAUGAUUUCAACUGAACACAGCAUGUGUAGUACUUUUAGUGGUUCUUGUGCACAUGUAAUUUUUUGUCAACUGUUAAUAAAGAGCAUCUUCAUAUUUGAAUGAACAAAUUAGGCUCCUUUAACUGUGGACUGCAUCAGAAUGUCUUCUUGGCAUUGGUUUGUCUAUUUCCGUUUUUCUUCCUGUACCUCAUCUCUAAUCCUACACAAAAAACAUGCUGCUUUCUUUCAAUAGCAGGUAUUGAUGCUGUUCUGUCAUUAUUUUUUUCAUCCUGAUUGUUUCCACCCUUCCUCCCUUCCUCUUAUCCUCUCGAUUUGAUGACUGAUCAGACAGUGUUAUGAAUGUCAUGGGGGUUGGCAAGUAUUGUUAUAAGUUGAUGAUAAAUCAAAUUACAAAAAUAAGAACCUCAGAGACCGCCAUUAAUAUUUAACCAUUUUAUUCUAAGGUUGUUUAAUACUAGCUUUCUUCUCCUCACCCAUUCAGCUGAGGUACAAGGUGAGAAAACCAGCAGAGCUGGGAGUGGGCGGGAAGUUUUAGCUUUGUUGUGCGAUUGUGUUGCCACCUGGUGUGUAAAUAUGAGACUACGGUGCAAAAAAGAAAAA
This is a messenger RNA of Cyprinodon tularosa, 2177 nucleotides long. Its product is annotated as serine/threonine-protein phosphatase PP1-beta catalytic subunit-like. Lineage: Eukaryota; Metazoa; Chordata; Actinopteri; Cyprinodontiformes; Cyprinodontidae. Gene Ontology annotation, biological process: regulation of circadian rhythm; circadian regulation of gene expression. Gene Ontology annotation, cellular component: nucleus; cytoplasm. The transcript is spliced from 8 exons. The record is from RefSeq and is a predicted model, not a curated record. Gene Ontology annotation, molecular function: protein serine/threonine phosphatase activity. The coding region runs from base 59 to 1042 and encodes 327 amino acids.